UGAGCCUGAGACGUGAACCGGAAGUGUAAAGGAAAAUUCUGUCACUGUGGGUCUGUGGAUCAGAGAGGUCGGAGGGAAGCUGAGGCUCGUUUUCAUAUUUCAUAUUGAUGGCAGUCAGAGAGAGUCGAGAGGGAUAAUAAAGCUUCUCAAUAUGGGAGAUGAUGGCAUGGACUACAACAUAGUUUUUCCGGAGCCCGAGGUCUCAGAGAAAUACUGGUGCAGAUCGAAGCAACCAGUCGUUAUCCUUUUAGGCUGGGCUGGCUGUCGAGACAAGCAUCUCUCAAAGUACAGCUCGAUUUAUAACGAACAGGGAUGUGUAACUGUCCGCUACACAGCCCCCUUGAAGACGGUGUUCAUCUCCGAAUCAUUUGGCUACAAGGAGCUCCGCAGCACAGCACACAAACUGCUUGAAAUCCUGUACGACUACGAGGUGGAGAACAACCCGAUCUUCUUCCAUGUUUUCAGCAACGGUGGCUUCAUGCUCUACCGCUACAUGGUGGAGCUCCUGCAAAGCCACAAGCAGUUCAGCUCACUCUAUGUGGUGGGUUCAGUGCUGGACAGUGCGCCCGGGAGCCAGAACGUCAUCGGCGCCGUACGUGCUCUCAAAACCACGCUGGGCACAAAAGUCAACAUCCUGCUGCGCUGUCUUCUCUUGACUCUGUUCGCUGUGAGUGUGGUCCUGCUCAGAGUCGUCUUAUACCCCGUGACCAAACACUUCCACAAGAACCACUAUGACGCCAUGAUGGAGCGUCCGGCGCCUUGGCCUCAGAUGUACCUCUACUCCAGAGCAGACCGAGUGAUCAGGUAUAGAGACGUCGAGAAGAUGGUUAAAUCACUGCAGGAGAAAGGGGUGCACGUGGAGAGCUUCGACUUCAUCACACCGGCUCAUGUGAGUCUGUUCCGAGACUGUCCGGAAGAUUAUUCGAACAGGUGCCGGACUUUCCUGAAGAGCUGCAUGACUAACUCUGAGGAGACGUUAAUGAAGAAACGCCUGUGAACGUGUAACACUGAUUGUAUGAUAGGGUCGGGCGAUAUGGCAAAAAAAGAUACGACUUCAAGAUAUUGUCAUGAUGCGUAAUAUGUAUCACGAUACUUAAGCGCCAGCAAAAUAGUAAAGCAGUUUAAAAAACGUGAUUUCAGUGCUAAAUUUCUUUCUAGAAAUUAAAUUAACAUGGAAAAGGAAGAACAAAUGAAAUGUUCAUUAACAAAAUAAAUGAUGAUAUCCUGUUAGCUACUGAUUACUGCUAUUAACCUUGGAGCUGGUCAGUGUUAGAAAAAUAUUAGCACAAUAUCUAAGAAAAUUGUAUUUUUCCUGUAAUUUAUGACAAUAUUGAUAGUGUAUCGUCAUAUUGCCCAGACCUACCAUAUUGUGUUCUUACUUAAUAUUUUAAGUGAUCUGAAACUACUGUAAUGUGUAUAAAAUCCCUAACCCUCUGUGUAAAUAGUACUGUUUGACCUAAUAUAAGUUUGUAUAAGGUUAGACUGAAGUGUUUCAGUCGGUAUUUGUCUGGUAAUGUGAAUUGAAAGCUUUUAAUUUAAGAUUAUUUUAAAUCUACUAAACAUCCUCGACCUGUUUAUAACUUAUGUGCCUUCCUGAAAUAAAGACUCAUUUCAUUGGACUAAUCA
Messenger RNA from Pangasianodon hypophthalmus (striped catfish), 1626 nucleotides. It is a transcript of the gene tmem53, whose product is annotated as transmembrane protein 53. Lineage: Eukaryota; Metazoa; Chordata; Actinopteri; Siluriformes; Pangasiidae. The transcript has 3 exons. The record is from RefSeq and is a predicted model, not a curated record. The coding region runs from base 152 to 997 and encodes 281 amino acids.